AUCGGUUCGGUGUAGUUUGUGAAAUUUCGCUGCACUCGAAAGUUGCAUUUCUCCGAGAUGCAGUUACUGCUCCCCAUCCUAGUGCUACUUGCCAUCUGCGGUAUAGCUCUCAGUAGGGUCAAGGAAGUGCACAAUGUGCUUGAACUGACUGGUCAGAGGGCCAGCAGACUGAGGUUCUCCACGGAUGUGGCCAAGGGAAAGUACACUCCGCCGGAGGAGAUGGAUCCCCAAUUCUGGUACAAUAUCGCCGACGAGGAGAUCGCUAAGAGGCUGCAGCUACCACAGCUUAGUACCAAGAAGGCCAAGAACGUCAUAAUGUUCCUCGGGGAUGGUAUGCCAAUCUCCUCGGUCACAGCUGCUCGGAUCCUAAAAGGACAGCGCCAGAACAAGACCGGUGAGGAGUCGUUGCUGAGCUUUGAGAGCUUCCCCUAUUCCGGAUUAAGCAGAACGUACUGCUCCAACGCUCAGGUACCCGACUCCGCCUGCACUGCCACCGCUUAUCUGUGCGGCGUCAAAACCAACAUCAUUAACCUCGGAGUAAGUGCGGCAGUAAACUUUAAUAACUGCACCGCCAGCCAGGAUCCAGCGAACCGUCUGACCUCCAUUGCGGAAUGGUCCCAGAAUGCCGGAAAAUCCACUGGCAUCGUGACCACCACCACACUGACCCACGCCAGUCCCUCGGGAGCCUACGCCAAGUCGGCCAACCGCAUGUGGGAGUGCGAUACGGAUGUGACCAACUAUGGUGUGGAUGCCAGCACCUGCAUCGACAUGGCCACCCAACUGGUGACCCAGACGCCUGGCAAGAACUUCGAGGUCAUGUUCGGCGGCGGAAUGGGCAAGUUCUUGCCCAAGACCAUCAAGGACAGUCACGGAAAGGCUGGAGAGCGAUCCGAUGGGGUGAAUCUUUUGUCCCGUUGGCAAGGGCUACACGAUAAAGGUGUCAUGGUCACCAAUCGCAAGCAGCUGCUCAACCUAGACGUCUCAUCUGCGUCCAGCAUUAUUGGUGUCUUUCAGUCGGGUUUGAUGGACCUCCAUAUGGAUGCGGAUGCCACCUACCAGCCCACUCUCUCCGAACUCACCGAGGUGGCCAUCAAGAAGCUGAGCCAAAACGAAAACGGAUACUUUGUGUUCAUUGAAGGUGGACUUAUCGAUAUUGCCAACCACUAUACACAAGCUGGUUACGCUCUGGAUGAGCUUCUGGAGUUUGAGAAGGCCAUUCAGUUGGCCAGAGACAUCACUGACGUCGAGGACACGCUGAUUGUGGUGACCGCCGAUCAUGGGCAUGCGGUCUCCAUCGCCGGUUAUCCUGGCAGGGGUACACCCAUUCUUGGCGUUAAUCAUCACGACGCAGAUAUUAAUGGUGUGAAGUACUCGGUGCUUAAUUAUGCGGCUGGACCCAAUCAGUAUCUGGAUGAGAGUGGCCAGCGCAUUCCUUUGGAGGAUAUCCUCGGCCCUGACAAUGCCAUCACGCCCAGCUAUAUCCCCACAGAGAUAGGAGUUCACUCCGGUGAGGACGUGGGUAUUUGGGCGUCCGGUCCACAAAGCCACCUAUUUACCGGAGUGAUGCAGCAGCAUACCAUUCCCCACCUAAUGGCCUACGCCUCAUGCGUUGGCAGCGGAAAGAAGGUGUGCGGUAACUAACUAUGGAGGAACUGAACUUUAGAAUUUAAGAAACCAAAUUAAGGAUAAUAAAGUGAGAUGCUCUUUAUAAUAACGUGAA
Drosophila suzukii is the source of this 1720-nucleotide messenger RNA. Its product is annotated as membrane-bound alkaline phosphatase. Gene Ontology annotation, molecular function: alkaline phosphatase activity. Lineage: Eukaryota; Metazoa; Arthropoda; Insecta; Diptera; Drosophilidae. The record is from RefSeq and is a predicted model, not a curated record. Gene Ontology annotation, biological process: dephosphorylation.